CUAACUCUACAUCCAGCCAGAGCCAAAAAGGUAUUUGCUAUGAAUGAUCCACGGGUGAGAUCGUUCCAGAUCAGUCCUGGAGACUUAGAGGCUGCUCAGCUUGAUGAUCUCAUAAGGGAGAUAGAACAGAAGAGUCUAUUUUACUACCAAGAGAAGAAAAAGUCUUUGAGAGCUCGUUAUAUCUAUGGAACCAUCUUCUUGAUUAUAAAUCUAUGCGCUUGGUUCAUCCGUGACUACGCACAAAAGGCUCUGACCUUGCUUCCACAUGUUAGUAGUUGUGGACCAGAAGGGAGUCACUGUUUCCAUACUCUUGGGGUACUCAGAGUGAGUAUUGGAUGUUUCAUAUUUUUCCUCAUUAUGUUCCUCUCAACAUGGAACACAAUGAAACUCCACCAAGCUCAAAACACUUGGCACUCAGACAACUGGUCCUUCAAGUUUCUCCUGCUGGUUUCUGUCAUGGUUGCUUCUUUCUUCAUACCUCAGCUAUAUAUCCAAAUUUACGGAGAAAUCGCGCGUGUUGGUGCAGGGAUAUUUCUUGGACUUCAACUAAUAAGUGUGAUUGAAUUCAUCACUUGGUGGAAUAACUACUGGAUGCCUAAUAACCAAAGCAAGCAAAGCUGCUCUUUUGGUUUUGUCAUGUCAAUAGUUUUCUACAUCGGCUCUGUUUGUGGGAUCGCGGUGAUGUACUACUUCUAUGUAGCUUCAACUGCUUGUGCCCUCAAUAUAUUCUUUAUCUCAUUGACUGUUAUUCUUCUGAUCAUUAUGAUGGUUAUGUCCUUACAUUCCAAGGUGAAGAGCAGCCUUAUGUCAUCUGGGAUUAUGGCUUCCUACAUUGUGUUCUUAUGUUGGUCUGCCAUCAGAAGCGAACCUUCACAUACCAAAUGCAAUGCGCAUACACAGAACGGUCACACCGAUUGGAUCACAGUACUGAGUUUCCUUAUAGCUAUAGGAGCCAUUGUGAUGGCAACAUUCUCAACCGGGAUCGAUUCAGAAUCCUUCAGCUUCCAGUUCCGUAAAGACGAAGCUAAAGAAGAAGAUGAUAUUCCAUAUAGCUAUGGAUUCUUCCAUCUUGUGUUUUCCUUAGGAGCAAUGUACUUUGCUAUGUUGUUCAUCAGCUGGAACCUCGAGCAAUCAGCUCGGAAAUGGAGCAUGGAUGUUGGGUGGACAAGCACAUGGGUGAAGAUAGUGAAUGAGUGGUUUGCCGCAGGGAUAUACCUGUGGAAGUUGAUUGCACCUAUUGUGAGACAGCCUAGGGUUCAUGAGCAACCUCAGCCAACAACAACAGAAGUCAGCAGAUAGAUAGGUGGAGUGAAUUAUCACUGUCAUUGCUCAAUUUUUGAAGUUAAUACAGAAACAGUUCCAUCUCCAUUUUCUAAAAAGCUUUUUUUUACCAAGUUCAUUCAUUUUUUUUACCUUAAUGUGAUUCCAUUAAGAACAUAAUCCAAUGUACAAUUUGUGGUGA
Molecule: messenger RNA, 1462 nt
Organism: Brassica oleracea var. oleracea
Lineage: Eukaryota; Viridiplantae; Streptophyta; Magnoliopsida; Brassicales; Brassicaceae
Product: probable serine incorporator
Exons: 13
Coding region: 40-1299 (419 amino acids)
Cellular component (GO): membrane
Source: RefSeq, a predicted model, not a curated record